AUGGGCCAGUCAAACACCAACAAUUAUAAAGGCACCAUCGUCUUGACUGGGGCAAACGGCGGGCUUGGAAAUGCAGUGAUUCGCAGAAUCUUGUCCCAGCCCGAGCUGAGCACCUAUCAUGGAAUCUACACGGUUCGCAAUGCAUCCUCUGCUCCGUCACUACGAUCAACACUAGAAAGCGUCAAGAAUCACAAUCAUACACAUGACAUCACAUCGCUGGACUUGGCGCGACUAGAUGAUGUGCGUCGGACCGCCGCAACCAUUAAUGAACGGGUCAAAUCAGGCGAGAUUCCACCUAUCUGCGCAUUGAUCCUUAAUGCUGCUUAUCUGGAGUUUGAGCAGCAAACGUGGACCGACGAUGGGUUCGAUACAGCUUUUGCAGCGGCUUACUUGGGUCAUUGGCUUCUGACAAUGUUACUUCUGGAGAGUCUUGAUCGGCAUCAUGGUCGGCUUGUUAUUAUUGGCAGUUCAGCACACGAUUCCAGAGAUGCACGCAAUAAUGCUGGUAUGCAGUAUAAAGAUGAGCGUUGGCAUACCAUCUUCCAUGAGAAUUCUGAGUCAAUCGCAAAAGGAACGUGGAGUACCACAAAGGAGGACCCUUCCUAUAAAGGGGGUUACCGGCGUUAUGGCGCUGCCAAGUUAUGCCAGGUGAUGAUGAUCCCUGAGCUGCAGAGACGAAUCGACAAGGACCCAGUCCUUCACGAUAUUUCUGUUGUCGGUAUUGAUCCUGGUUCAACUCCAACCAUGCUGGUGCGACGCGGAGACUGGAGGAUUCGUGGACUCUGGACCUAUAUCAUGCCCUGGCUUGUGGUUAUUCUCACGUGGCUAUGGCCCAAUGGGGCUCAUCGCACAACUUUCAAGUCUUCCAAAGACAUUCUCGCAGUGGCCUUGGAUAAUAACCCCGUCUGGGGCGAGAAACCAAAAGCGUUAUACUUGGACGGUGAAAAUCCAAUCAACAUGGCUGCUGAGGCACGAAAUCCCAAGAAACGGGAGCAACUCUGGCAGGAUACCCUCAGGUACACUAGGCUCUCGGGAGAGGAGACAUUGCUCGCCAAUUGGAAGUGA
Pestalotiopsis fici W106-1 is the source of this 1065-nucleotide messenger RNA. RefSeq lists its product as uncharacterized. Gene Ontology annotation, molecular function: 3-beta-hydroxysteroid 3-dehydrogenase (NADP+) activity. Gene Ontology annotation, cellular component: lipid droplet; mitochondrial outer membrane; endoplasmic reticulum membrane. Lineage: Eukaryota; Fungi; Ascomycota; Sordariomycetes; Amphisphaeriales; Sporocadaceae. The record is from RefSeq and is a predicted model, not a curated record. The transcript has 3 exons. The coding region runs from base 1 to 1065 and encodes 354 amino acids.